Diabrotica virgifera virgifera (western corn rootworm) is the source of this 4342-nucleotide messenger RNA. RefSeq lists its product as uncharacterized. NCBI's taxonomy places the organism in Eukaryota, Metazoa, Arthropoda, Insecta, Coleoptera, Chrysomelidae. Gene Ontology annotation, biological process: proteolysis. Bases 130 to 4293 code for a protein of 1387 amino acids. The record is from RefSeq and is a predicted model, not a curated record. Gene Ontology annotation, molecular function: metalloendopeptidase activity. The transcript is spliced from 20 exons.
CCACAAAUCCUAAGCAGAUAAGCAAGCGGCUUAGUUGGUUUGAUAAAAUAUACCUACUUCCUUCUCGGUCGAUAAAAAAUUGAAAAUAGAUUUUGCUCACAAUUCAUUAGUUUAUUAGAGUGUUAAAAUAUGGCAGGAUCGGGCAGUUAUACUGUCAAUAGGAGAAAAGAUGCCUCCUUCAAGAAUUUUAUUUGUGCCCUUGUGGCCUUCUUGGCCAUGUUAAUAUUAAUCUCAAUUCUACUUUGGGCUUUAAGAAACCGAGGCAGUGGAAGUGAGAGUCUAUUAUCCACAACGCCAGUUCCAACCAAUGACACGGGUGAACAUUCAGCACACUUAAAUGGAUUUAUAACAGGCGAAAAAAGUAAAAAUGUCUCUACAACAACCCAUAGAAACACCCACAAGCCAGAAGAAAAAGACCCUAAUAACCAGGAAUCUGCAAAAACACCAGCAUUUGUACCAGGUGGUUCUCCAGAUACAACUACAGAAGCUGUUACAACCAAUAAAAACAAUUUACCAAGUUCUAGUUCCCAACCGAAUAGUGCUUUGGCUUCGCAGACACAAUCUUCGACUAUAUUUACUACCCCUGUUUCUAGUACAAUAGUGUCAUCUGCUACAACUGCGCUUUAUGCGGUUUCAAUUUCGACUAAAUUAGCUGAAACUUCACUAAAGCCUACAAGAGAAACUCCUACCGCAGUAACAACAACUGUUGAAACAACUACUCUACCAACAACAACAGAAAGUAAUCCUCAAAAAACAAAUAUUAGUGAUAAUUCAUCAGAUACAACUACAGAAGUUGUUACAACCAAUAUAAACAAUUUACCAAGUUCUAGUUCCCAACCAAAUAGUCCUUUGGCUUCGCAGACACAAGCUACAACUAGAUCGACUACACCUGUUUCUAGUACAACAGUGUCAUCUGCUACAACUACGCUUACCACGACUUUAAUUCCGAUUAUAUUACCUAAAACUUCAGUAAAGCCUACGACAGAAACUCCUACCACAGAAACAACAACUGUUGAAACAACUACUCUACCUACAACAACAGAAAGUAAUCCUCAAGAAACAAAUAUUAGUGGUGGUUCAUCAAAUACAACUACAGAAGUUGUUACAACCAAUAUAAACAAUUUACCAAGUUCUAGUUCCCAACCAAAUAGUCCUUUGGCUUCGCAGACACAAGCUACAACUAGAUCGACUACACCAGUUUCUAGUACAACGGUGUCAUCUGCUACAACAAAGCUUACUACGACUUUAAUUCCGAUUAUAUUACCUAAAACUUCAGUAAAGCCUACGACAGAAACUACUACCACAGAAACAACAACUGUUGAAACAACUACUUUACCUACAACAACAGAAAGUAAUCCUCAAGAAACAAAUAUUAGUGGUGGUUCUUCAGAUACAACUACAGAAAUUGUUACAACCAAUGGAAACAAUUUACCAAGUUCUAGUUCCCAACCAAAUAGUCCUUUGGCUUCGCAGACACAAGCUACAACUAGAUUUACUACACCUGUUUCUAGUACAACAGUGUCAUCUGCUACAACUUCGCUUACUACGACUUUAAUUCCUAUUAUAUUACCUAAAACUUCAGUAAAGCCUACGACAGAAACUCCUACUACUACUACAGUAAAACAUUUAGAAACUACUAAAGCCAAUGUUACCGCAGAAACAACAACUGUUGAAACAACUACUACAGAAAGUAAUCCUCAAGAAACAGAUUUUAUACCUGAUUAUUCUGAGGAAAGUGUGGAAGUAGUUGAUACAACUAAAAAAACCAAUUUAGUGUCUUCUGGUUCUCCUACUACUUUGGCUUUUCAGUCCCAAGCUACAACUAUAUUGACUAAAACUGUUUCUAGUACAACAGUGUCACCUGCUACAACUAAGCUUACUAGCACUUUAGUUCCGACUGUAUUAGUUGCAAAUUCAGUAAAACCUACAACAGAAACGCCUACUACUACUACAGCAAAACAUUUAGAAACUACUAAAGCCAAUGAUGUUGCAGAAACAACAACUGUUGAAACAACUACUCUAACUACUACAACAGAGAGUAAUCCUCAAGAAACAGAUUUUAUACCUGAUUAUUCUGAGGAAAGUGUGGAAGCAGUUGAUACAACUAAUAAAACCAAUUUAGAGACUUCUAGUUCGCCUACUACUUUGGCUUCUAAGUCCCAAGCUACAACUAUAUUGACUAAACCUGUUUCUAGUACAACAGUGUCACCUGCUACAACUAAGUUUACUACUACUUUAGUGCCGACUAUAUUAGUUGCAACUUCAGUAAAACCUGCGACAGGAAAUACGUGCGAAGAGGGCGUUUGCAAACGUGCCGCUUCUGUCAUGCUUGCCAUGAUGAACCAUGAAGAUAAUCCCAAAGUAUGCGAUGACACACAAAAUAUGGACUACUUCAGCGUUAUUUGUGACAAGCCUGGCGAAAGUAGGAAUUCUAGAUUCUUCAAGUCAAGUUUCAGAAAUUUCUACAAAAAACUCAAUGAGUCUACAGAAGAUUCGGUCAAAUUUUUCUUGGAAUUCUACGAAAGCUGUAAUAAAUUUGAGAAUUCUGUGCAUCGUCUGAACAGAACUAAAGCUCUUUCAGGUACUGGUGGCGCAGAUGUUACUGAAACAGUAAUUAAAUCUAUUUUAGCAGAAUCAAUGCCAUUUUUUGACUUGGGUUUAAACAUUGUAGAGGACGAAUUUGUGUUUGAGAUUUCUCUACCUGGAGUUAAUUACCUUAAGACAAAAGUCAAAGGAUGGUCGGUGGUAGAUCAAUCAAAAGACUUUUGUAUCGCAGCCGAAGCAGGCACGAUCAGCCAGGACGUUAUUGAAUUAAACAAAAGAUCAGAAAAUAUUAAUUCUUGUAUCAAGGAAAUAACAAAUGGAUACAUUAACGAGUUUUUGAUAGAAAUGCAAGAGUUAACUUCAUCACUCUCUUCAGGAAAGGACAAUCUGGAGGCUAUCGUAAAAUCAGGACAAAGCAGUAACGACCUAAUAGCAAUUCUAGAUAGCAUACAGGAAAGCUGGAAGGUAUACAGAUCUGACAAAGAUCCCUCAGUAAAGCAGAAAAUGAUGACCUUGACGGAGCUUAGUACCAAAUACGCUUUGGGAUUUGAUUGGAUAGCUGUAUUAAGCAAAGUGACAACUGGUGCCAUUGCUGGUGAUACCAAAGUCUAUUUUUCUGAAUAUCUUGAUCAGCCUUUUACGACAUUAGCUAGUAAAACUGCGGGUCUAAAAGACAUGUUGGAUUUAUGGUACAGUGUUCAAAUGUACAAAAACGUUGUUAUGGAGAAACAAACCGGCAAUCUAGGACAUUACUGCAUGCAACUUACUUCUGAACUUAUUCCAGAACUUAGUUCCCACAUAAUAUAUGAGUUAAACAAUAAGAAAGAACACGAAGAAUUAUAUGCACUAGUUGAUACGUUAUUAAAUAAUCUUAAAACUCGUUUUGAAAAUUCCUUGGAACAAGCUAAAUUUGUGACAGAUUCUUACAAAAUUCUAGGAGACAGAAUUAAUCAACUGCAAUUAUCAAGACCGCAAGCAAUUAGUCUUACAGAUGUAUCGAUUUCAAAAAUAAAUGGUGUGUAUCAAGACCAACUGUAUCAACUGAUGGAGCAUUACAAAAAACAAAUCUAUAAUCAAGUUGGGCAGACUAUAACACCAGAAAUAUUAUUAAAACUUUUCGUUGGAGCAUUCGAGACUGAGCCAAAGACCUAUCCUCCAAACAGAAAAAUUGUGUUCCAACCAGGAUUUGUAUCUGACAUGAACAAAAAUGUGCCCUAUUACAUCAGAGUAGCGAAGCAUGGACUUCUACUUGCCGAACAAAUAGCGAAACAAUUCAUUAAAAAUGAUUUUACUGAUCUUGCAUCAGAAGAAGCUACUCUUUAUGAGGAUUUAUUCAAAACGUUGGAUACUAAAUAUCUAGUAGAUAAUUCAUUUUACACGAUUGAGAAUGUCAAGUGCCAAGUUGAGGAUGAAUCUGGCAACAAUUUAAAAUACGAAACUAUAGUAGGAGACAACUUAGCUUUUAGGCUCGCAACUGAUACCUUCCUUGAGGAUACCAGCAAGGACACUUUACCUUUCCUCGCUGAUUAUAAUAGAAACAAAACAUUUUUAAUAAAUGCUUUGCAAGAUUUCUGCAAACCAAACAAUGUCGCAGACUUCAUAGGAGAUUUUUAUAACAAGGAAACCAUUCCAGCACCCCUUAGAAUCAGAAAUAUGGCAAAGAACUCGCAAUUAUUUGCGGAUACGUUUAAUUGUAAAGAUAAUUUUGAAAGGAAGCAAUUUCCUUUUUUAAAACCAGUUAACCCUUAAGACAUGUAGUUUUUAUUAAAGACAAAAUAUUCCUUUUUAUUUUAGACUA